GCGGGUGUAGCCUUCAGCAGACUCUGUCCCUCUCUCUUGCUCUUACAUACACACACGGCAGAAUAGACAUUACACGCAUAUGCACGUAGAGACAGCUAUUGCUAUAUACGUGUAUACAUAUAGAUAAAUAGCGUUAGAUGUACACACACAGCUGUACAUUACAAGACAAACUAUACAGACACGUUUAGACAAGUUCAGGCGGACACACCGCCGCACACACGCACAGGCAAAUCUAAGCACACGGAUACGAAUAUCAGUCACACGUUUACACACAUAUCCUGAAUAUACAAAAAUAUAGAUAUACAGAGACGCACACACACAUCUAAUAUACGUAUAUCAACAAGCAGAUAGAUAACACGUACAAUUAUCCACACAUCAGUAUACACGCAGAGAGACAGAUCCCCCGUAUCGCCUGAAGAACACACACACACGCACUUCAACACAUACCUCCUUGCCUACCUCUCUCCUCCGUCUUCUCAGGCAGCACCAUGGACAGCGCCCGCCGCGCCCCCACACAGCUGCCCGCCGCCCCGCCCCCCGCGCCGCCGCUGCUGCUGCUGCUGUCGCUGCUGCUGCUGCUCAGCAGCAGCUCGCUGUGCGGAGUCGCGCGGGCCGAGUCGUCGCAGCAGCAGCAGCUGCAGCUCGAGUCGCGCUCCCUCGAGGAGUACCCCGCCAAGGACUUGGACGCGUCCCACGAGAAGGAACUGUUGGACGCAUUGCAGAGUGUGCUGGAAAAGCUUCAAAACAAGAGGAUGCCCAGCUGGGAGAAGAAAUACGGACAGCUCCCCAUCUGCGAUGCGGGCGAGUGGUGCGCGGUCCGCAAAGGGUCUCGCAUCGGGAAGCUCUGCGACUGCACCCGUGGCACCUCCUGCAACUCGUUCCUGCUCAAGUGUCUGUAGAGGCCGCGGCGGGGUGGUUGGUGGGCUCCAGGGUUCGAAGUCGCGGGGUCAAGGGGCGCAAGGCCGCCUACACCACCACUCCCCCCCCACCAGCCCCCUCCGCGUUUGGCCACCCACUCUGUCGCCAGACGCCACGGAUUUCACCAGAUUCAAAAACUCGCUCGCUCGCUCGCUCACCACCGUCGCCGCGGAUCCAGCCGACGAUGACACGGUCGUCCAUCACCAACAGCAUCGUCAUCAGCAUCAUCAGCAGCAGCAUCAGCAUCACAAUUACUGCCAUCAGCAAUACCGCUCACUUCGUGAAACAGUUGAUUACGCUAAAACCUAAUUUCGCUAACGUUAUCAUGGUGACCUCGUCGUCGUCAUCAUCAUCAUUGUCGUCACCAAUAACCAGAGGGUAAUUAGUAGUUAAUCAAUAGCCACCACUCACCACCAACACAGUUGAUAAUGCUCAUACAGCACAAAUGACUCUAGUACUACCACUAUCACCACAAAUCGUCAUGACAGCUAUUAUAAUCACCGCCACCAUCACCACUGCACGGCUAAUACAGCUGAUCCCACAUUAAUACCAUCACCGCCAUCAUCACAAUCCAAUACCACCGACACCGAUACGGCGGGCAAAUAACAAUACCAAUGCCACUGCCAUUCUCGCCAAUGUCAGCAUCAUCAACAAUUAUAAUCGCCAACAUCUUCAUCACCACCACCACCACCACCACAAGCACAACAAUGAAUGCUCCCACUCGCCACUGAUACACCCGGGGAAUACUGACACCAACAAGCGCAUCAUCAUCAUCAUUAGAAUCACAACCAUCAACAGCUAACCAAGCACUACUGAUACACGACCAAUGACACUCCCAUCGGCAUCAUCAUGGUCACCGUUAUAAAACAAAAACAUCAGUCACUUCCAUCAACGAUACCACUGAUACCAAUGGUAUCACACCACAUUAGCAGCAAUCGCGCCUACCUCCCGUCUCAAACCGGCAUUACACCAGGCUUCUCACAUCACGCGAACACCUACGAGUCGAAUUGCUCCCUGCACUGGGAAUUUAUUUACAAACAACGACAACAAAAACGAUUGCAACUAUUGUUCUAGUCAGGAAGCAUGCCGCAUAAUCACAGCGUACACUCUACAAAAGUUAGAACGUAUUAUUGUUAUUGAUUUGUUCUUAUUGCUAAAUGGAUAACUUUAUUGUACUUAGAACCCACUAAUAUAACCAAAAAAGUAUUACAAAUUAAGUGUCGUGUAUCCUGAUAGUUCAAGAUUGUCUAGAGACCCCAUCAGAGACCCGGUCUCCUGGUCCAUCACUUUUUAGAGACCCCAUCAGAGACCCGGUCUCCUGGUCCAUCACUGCCUAGAUACCUCAUCAGAGACCCGGUCUCCUGGUCCAUCACUGUGUAGAGACCCCAUCAGAGACCCGGUCUCCUGGUCCAUCACUGUCUAGAGACCCCAUCAGAGACCCGGUCUCCUGGUCCAUCACUGCCUAGAGACCCCAUCAGAGACCCGGUCUCCUGGUCCAUCACUGCCUAG
Lethenteron reissneri (Far Eastern brook lamprey) is the source of this 2427-nucleotide messenger RNA. Its product is annotated as cocaine- and amphetamine-regulated transcript protein-like. The record is from RefSeq and is a predicted model, not a curated record. Lineage: Eukaryota; Metazoa; Chordata; Hyperoartia; Petromyzontiformes; Petromyzontidae. Gene Ontology annotation, biological process: G protein-coupled receptor signaling pathway; negative regulation of appetite; adult feeding behavior. Gene Ontology annotation, molecular function: neuropeptide hormone activity.